Schistocerca gregaria is the source of this 653-nucleotide messenger RNA. Its product is annotated as skin secretory protein xP2-like. The annotation marks the transcript as partial. The transcript has a single exon. NCBI's taxonomy places the organism in Eukaryota, Metazoa, Arthropoda, Insecta, Orthoptera, Acrididae. The record is from RefSeq and is a predicted model, not a curated record.
CCGGACAGACAGAGCAGGCUGGUGCCUCUCCAGCCGAGCAGCCAGAGGAGGCUGGUGCCUCUCCAGCCGAGCAGCCAGAGGAGGCUGGUGCCUCUCCAGCCGAGCAGCCAGAGGAGGCUGGUGCCUCUCCAGCCGAGCAGCCAGAGGAGGCUGGUGCCUCUCCAGCCGAGCAGCCAGAGGAGGUUGGUGCCUCUCCAGCCGAGCAGCCAGAGGAGGCUGGUGCCUCUCCAGCCGAGCAGCCAGAGGAGGCUGGUGCCUCUCCAGCCGAGCAGCCAGAGGAGGCUGGUGCCUCUCCAGCCGAGCAGCCAGAGGAGGCUGGUGCCUCUCCAGCCGAGCAGCCAGAGGAGGCUGGUGCCUCUCCAGGCGAGCAGCCAGAGGAGGCUGGUGCCUCUCCAGCCGAGCAGCCAGAGGAGGCUGGUGCCUCUCCAGCCGAGCAGCCAGAGGAGGCUGUUGCCUCUCCAGCCGAGCAGCCAGAGGAGGCUGUUGCCUCUCCAGCCGAGCAGCCAGAGGAGGCUGUUGCCUCUCCAGCUGAGCAGCCAGAGGAGGCUGUUGCCUCUCCAGCCGAGCAGCCAGAGGAUGCUGGUGCCUCUCCAGUCGAGCAGCCAGAGGGGCUGGUGCCUCUCUGGCUGAGAGGUGUGGAUGGAUGUCCAUAG